UUUGCAUCUACGGUGAAGCAUACAAAAGUAGACCUUCUUCUUCAGAUAAGUGGAACGGUCUUUAACGAAGCCGUUACUUGUUACUUUGGAAGACCGUCUUUUUUACCGAGUACUGUUACUCGACUAUAAUCAACCGGCGAGAAAAACAACAGUAGUUUAUUAUUGCAAUGAAGACGUGAUUCUCAUAAUAUUAUUAGAAGUGAAGUCAACGUUGUUUGUAUAAAUUUGAAGUGUUUUCAGAAACGAUGAUCAAUAUAAAAGUUAUGAUGAAUAAUUUUAAACUUUAGGGUAUAACAUAUUUAUUCAAAAGACAGCUGGCAGAGAUCUUUAGCUCGAAAAUGUUAAAUAAACAAUGCAAUUCUUCAUGAUAUGGUGUCUUUUAUUUUUGAAACAUCCAGUCUUGGCCGAAUGGAAUUUUUGGAAAUUAAUGCAUCGCAAAUCAUUUUGGGAAGACAAAUUUUCAACUGGUGAAACGGAUGAUAAAGAUUAUUGGAAUGGAGUUAAUGGUCGAGUUUUGGUUAGUCUAUUUGGAUAUCCAUCCAAUUGCAAACUAGAAGGAAUCUCCCAUGCUUGCACUUUAUCAGUAGUUUGCUGGUGGGUAGGCGGUACCAGUCAGUCAGGUUGCGGUGCCAGUCCUUGGCUAGUCUCUUGCUGCGUGCCUAAAAAUCUAAACUAUUUUGAAAAACACUCUAGGGAGGAGGAACAAAAUUUAUUAGAAAUUGAUGAAAAUGUAAUUUUCCAUCAGUCAAUACAACGAAGAAAUAAUAUACUGAAUGAUAUCGACGCCGAUUGUGGUAUUUCAAAUGAUAGAGUGUUGCGGAAGCGCAUUGUUGGCGGCCAGCAAGCUGAUUUUGGUCAGUUUCCUUGGCAGGCAUUCAUCAAAAUCUCGACGUAUCAAUGUGGAGGAGUACUAGUUUCCAGAAAAUUUGUUGCUACCGCAGCUCACUGUAUUCUACCCGCGAAAUUAUCGGAACUUUUGGUAUAUCUUGGUGAAUUAGAUACCCAGGAUACGGGAGACGUUGAAGAAUUAGCGCCGGCAGAACUUCAUAGAGUAAAAAGAAGAAUAAUUCAUCCACAAUUCCGUUACAAAGCUACCCAACCAGAUAGGUAUGAUCUGGCUUUGCUAGAACUAAUAACCGAAGCUGGUUAUAAUUUUCACAUUUCUCCGAUAUGUCUUCCAGAAAUAGCGAUGGAACUGACAGGUCUUAAGGGUGUGGUUGCCGGUUGGGGCAAAACUGAUCCUUUAAGCAAGAAAACUGGCACAAAUAUUUUGAGAAGUGUUGCAGUUCCUAUUCUAGACAUAAAAGAAUGCAUGACUUGGCACAAAAUCAAAGAAAUAUCAGUAGAGCUGCAUCCAGAAAUGAUUUGUGCAGGAGACGAACAUGGAAAACAGGAUGCAUGCGUUGGUGAUUCUGGCGGACCUUUGAUACUUUUAGAAAAUGGCAAAUGGACUUUAGUUGGUAUAACUAGUGCUGGAUUUGGUUGUGGAGAACCGCAUCAACCUGGUAUUUACCAUAAAGUCCCAAUGAGUGUUGACUGGAUUAAAAGUGUGAUUUACCAUUGAAUGUGAUUAUUAAAUAAUUUUUUAUAAAUGUAAAUGAUAUAUUGCUUAAUACGCUUGUUAUUCAAUUAUUUAUGUAAUUAUUGAAAUACACA
This is a messenger RNA of Ceutorhynchus assimilis (cabbage seed weevil), 1656 nucleotides long. The record is from the annotation of a GenBank genome assembly. NCBI's taxonomy places the organism in Eukaryota, Metazoa, Arthropoda, Insecta, Coleoptera, Curculionidae.